Molecule: messenger RNA, 3225 nt
Organism: Podospora pseudocomata
Lineage: Eukaryota; Fungi; Ascomycota; Sordariomycetes; Sordariales; Podosporaceae
Gene: CDC8
Product: Thymidylate kinase
Exons: 2
Coding region: 593-1603 (336 amino acids)
Biological process (GO): dTTP biosynthetic process; dTDP biosynthetic process; dUDP biosynthetic process
Cellular component (GO): nucleus; cytoplasm; cytosol
Molecular function (GO): nucleoside diphosphate kinase activity; ATP binding; dTMP kinase activity
Source: RefSeq, a predicted model, not a curated record
CUUUGACUUAUCUCUGCGUCUCUGCCUGCCUACAUACAAUAAUUCGAGAUAUGCCCUCGACGCCUGAACAAAGAUAUUCGGGUGGCUGGUUGAGUCGCUACGGCCUCAGGUUUCAACUGGCCCAUUCGAUGAGACUGCGCCCUGGCAGAUGUUUCCAUUGCCACCAUCUCUUGCCAAGGCGUCAAAAGAGGAGUUGGGCAGAAGAAACAAGCGGCUACCCAGACGGGGGUUUCGCACAGGCUUUCUUCCUUUCUUUUUAUAGUGGCCGUUUGAUCGGUUGAUCAUGGCGGGGGUUUUGGUGGCAAGCGAGCAAGCUUAACUCGACCAGCACCUUUGAGAGGGGAACGAUGAACCCCUCGCCUUCAAACUGGAAUCCACACUGCACACCCGACCUGUGUACCUCGCUCAUCGAACCCGAUUCACGUCACCUGUUUUUCCCCUGACGAUGAGGCGCAACCCCCUUGGGAUGGCACAUACAGGAAGGAUAAUGUAUGUAGGCAAUAGGAACCAUCAUUCCACAGGCUGACACUACUGCAACUGUCGGGCGAAGUGCCUCACUCAUCCCAUUCAUGAUUUGUUCCUUCAAGAACCUAUGCCGCAGCAGCUGCCAGCUGGCACCCGUCAAGCCAUCUGCUACUGCACUUCCAGGUUGCCAAGCCUUCCAAGCUUCCAGAUGCUCCUCAGAAGCUCUGGCUUUGGGCCUUUCCGUCAUAAGCCGACCUCACCUCACCCCACGGACGAACGACAUUUGUAUCUGUCCUCGAGUCCAUUCACAAUGACAUCAGCAAACGAUGGCAACACCAAACCCACCCGGGGCGCCCUUAUCGUCCUGGAAGGCCUGGACCGGUCAGGCAAGACAACCCAGGUCAAGCUUUUGGAGCAGCGGUUUGUCGAACUGGGCAAAUCCGUAAAAGUGAUGCGCUUUCCCGACCGCACAACCCCGAUUGGCCAGAUGAUUAACUCAUACCUGACUUCCCAAACAACCAUGUCGGACCACGUGAUUCACCUGCUUUUCUCGGCCAACCGCUGGGAAGCCGCGUCGCUCAUCACCUCGUUGCUGUCGCAUGGCACGACAGUCAUCUGCGACCGCUACUACUACAGCGGCAUCGUCUACUCGGCCGCCAAACACAACCCCCUUUUACCGCUCUCGUGGGCUCGCUCGCCAGAGGUCGGGCUCCCCAGACCAGAUUUGGUCUUGUUCCUGGACCUGGACGAGCAAGAGGCCAAGAAGAGGGGAGGCUGGGGAGGUGAGGUGUACGAGAGGGCCGAGAUGCAGAGGAGGGUGAGAGAGUUGUUUUGGGGUUUGAGCUUGGGAAAGAUCGUGGGGGCGCCGCAUUCUGCUCUGGAGUGUGCCCCUGGUGAAGGUGCAGGCACCAAAGGAGGAGGAGAGGAGGAAGUUGCUGUCGGUCCACCCAGCGCACAAACACCGGAUAUCAGUGGAGGGGUCGAGCACCGGUUCAGACAAGAGGAGGAGGACUUGCAUGUGGUAGAUGCCAGUGCGAGUGUGGAGGAGGUUGCCGAAGGCGUGUGGAAGGUGGUCAGGGACAGAGUGGAGGCGGUGGAACGGGGCGAGGUCGGGAAGGUGGUGCGAAGAGUGUCAUGAUUUAUUCAUGCCCCAUGCCAACAACACAUUGUUGAUCGUAUGCUAUUGAAUGCUAUCCUAUCCCUCCUGUCCGUAGCGUGCCAGACUACAUUAUGUUGAAUGAUGGCAGAUGCGAUGUUGAGAUCAUCACCUCAUACGUACCAAUAAAUCAUGCAUGUAGAUGCGCCCGCCCAACCAAAUGCUCCAUGCUGUGUCGGCUGCGCUGCAUCGUGCUCUCGUGUACAGACCGUGACCGUCUUUCCCAAAACGCCAUGUUUACGUAUCUUCUUUUAUGAGGGAAAAAAAAGAGAGAAAACAAAAGGAAAGGUACAGAAAAAGCAAAAUACCACACCGUAUUCCCGAAUAUUUGUACUAGGCAUCGCUGCCACCCAUCCUGCUCUUUUGUUGAAAAGAAUCACACAGCCAGCAACACCUUGUCAACGCAAAGGGUAUCAGUUGUUUUACCGGCGGUUGACGCCAAUCAGACUCAGAAACUCGUUUCUCGUCUUCUCCUUCCUUUCAAAGCACCCCAGGACGCAGCUGGUGAUGGUGCUCGUCGUCGUCUUUUCCACCCCCCUCAUGACCAUGCACAGAUGGCUCGACUCCAUCACCACGGCCACACCCUGGGGUUUGAGCACCUCCAUGAUGGCGUGCGCCACCUCCUUGGUCAGGCGCUCCUGGAUCUGCAGUCGGCGGGCAAACAGCUCGGCGAUGCGCGGCAGCUUCGAGAUGCCAAUGACGGCGUUGGACGGGAUGUAGCCAAUGUGCAUCUUGCCGUUGAAGGGCACCAGGUGGUGCUCGCACAUGCUGAACACCUCAAUGUCCUUGACGAUGACCAUCUCGUUGUGGCCUUCCUGGAAGAUGGCGCCGUUGACAAUGUCUCGCACGUUUUCCUGGUAGCCCUUUGUGAAGAAGAGCAUGGCUUUGGCGUAGCGCUCGGGCGUGGCCAGGAGACCCUCCCUGUCGGGAUCCUCGCCGAUGCACUCGAGGAGGGUGCGGACGGCGCCCUUCAUCUUCUCCAUGCGCAGCUCCUUCUGCUCGGGGGACUCGUCUAACCUCUCCCGAGUGCCGCGGCUGGGGCGGGAGAGGCCGUCAAAGUCGAUGAGGGGGCUCGGCGAGCGGGUCGACGUCUCGCCAGCCUCUUCCGGUGUCGGAGCGAUGGCGGGCUCAGGGACGGCCGCCGACGAGGUCGAUGUCUUUCUCUUCUUCUUCUUUGGCGUGGGUUCGGGCUGGUCCCGGAAGUCGCGGGCCGGCUUGCUCAUGCUGGAACGUCUCUCGGCGUUCUGACGGACGCUGGUGCCGUUGCCGCUGGCCUUGGUGUCAUCUCCAUCUUGGUCGUCGGCGGCGCUGGGGCGCUUCUUCUUGCUGCUGCUGCCAUCCUUGCCCUUGGACCUUUUGGUGCGCCGGGGUUCGCCAGCGGACGAGGCACCCGAGGGGCUCUGGCUGCGAGAGGGCGAUACGAACUGAACCAUGACGGAAUGCGCAGACACGAUGGAUGAUUCGGAGUGGGCGGAAAUGUGUCGCCGUUGAAAGGAAAAAUGGGGGAACUCGUUUGUUUGUUUCGUAGAAGGGGGAGACAGGAUGAUACAAUGGCAGGCCGAUGGCGCAAGUGGUCGAGUCAGGAUUGGCAGACUCCGGUCCCC